UUUCACACCUUUCUUCUUUUCUCUCUUUGGAAAACUUUGAUAAUGUCUCCAUUCCUCUUGUUUGCUUUGGUGUUUUGCAGCCAACUCAUGGCUGCAUUCAAUACACCAUUGCCACCUGCAACCUAUGGAGAUCAUGUUUCCAUUCUAAGCAUAGAUGGUGGUGGCAUCAAAGGAAUUAUUCCUGCCACUGUUCUUAUUUACUUGGACAAUGCUCUUAAGGCUAAGGAUCCAAGAACAUCGUUGGCAGAUUAUUUCGAUGUGAUAUCAGGAACAAGCACUGGUGGACUCAUGACUCUUAUGCUGGCAGCUCCAAACUCAUCUCACUCCCAUCAACCUCUCUAUACUCCAUCGGAGGUUGUACAAUUCUACAAGAAAAAUGGUCCUGAAAUAUUUCCUAGUCACUUCUUAAGUUGUCCGAAGUACGAUGGAGAGUUCUUAAAAGGAAAAACUGUUGAGUUAUUGAGAGAAACACGACUGAAUGAGACAUUGACGAACGUGGUAAUACCAACCUUUGACGAGAAGAAAAUCCAACCAGUUAUAUUCUCAAACUACAAGCUGAAGACAGAAAGCUACUUGAAUGCGAAACUGUCAGAUAUAGGUCUUGGCACUUCGGCUGCACCAACUUAUCUUCCACCCCACCCAUUUCAGAAUGAUGGUGUUCAAUUUGAUUUGAUUGAUGGUGGUCUGGCCGCUAACAAUCCAGCCAUGGCUGCUGUGAGUGAAGUGAUACAAGAACACAACGGGGAAAACGAAAUUUUGUUGCUGUCAUUAGGAACUGGAAUACCAAAACCUAAGGACAAGUUAGGAAACAUCUUUGAUGAUGCGUGCCAAGUUUUCUGGCUAAGCUCACACACACAAGUUUUUUAUGAAGCUAUGUUCAGUACAGGCAUUACUCAUUACUACCUUGCCACAAUCUUCCCUGCCCUCUUACCUGCAGAUAACUAUCUUCGAAUUCAGGAGUAUAACCUCCCUCCAUCCAUGAAUGAAAUGGAUGAUGCUUCUAAAAAGAACAUGGAUAACCUUGAAAAGGUGGGAAAGGGUCUCUUGACCCAAAAAGUCAAGAGGAUGAAUGUGAAUACAUUUGAACCCUUUGAACUAGACCACACAAAUGCUCAAGCUCUUGACAGGUUGGCUGAGAAAUUAUAUGCAGAGAGGCAGUUGCGUCUGAAAAGGAAAUCUAUGGAGAAAGGAGGAAGACCUUUCAUUAAAACUGUUUAAGUUCCUUCUGGUGGAAUAAGAGCAACUUAUAAGCAUUAUAUUAUAAAUAAAUGUCAUGUGGACGAGACAUUAUAUGUACUAUGCUGUGUUUAUCGAUAUUUUUGUAAUGUACGUGUGUUUGAUGUUGGAAUAAGGUUGAAUGCUUUGGGGUUCCAUAUGUGACUCCCAAUUGCAGAACCAUGUAUGAUGCAAGGAUCAAUGCUUUUGAGUUACAUGUAACUUAAUUACUAUGCAAUAUAUUAUAGAAAGUGAUCCCUUGUUUUUAUGUUUUAA
Messenger RNA from Vigna angularis (adzuki bean), 1491 nucleotides. RefSeq names its product patatin-like protein 1. The record is from RefSeq and is a predicted model, not a curated record. Gene Ontology annotation, molecular function: monoacylglycerol lipase activity; glycerophospholipase activity. Gene Ontology annotation, biological process: lipid metabolic process. NCBI's taxonomy places the organism in Eukaryota, Viridiplantae, Streptophyta, Magnoliopsida, Fabales, Fabaceae. The transcript has 7 exons. Bases 43 to 1218 code for a protein of 391 amino acids.